AUGGGAGGCGGUCCUAAGGUUCCCUACCCCAAGCACGUCUGGUCGCCGGCCGGUGGUUGGUACGCCCAGCCCGCGAACUGGAAGCGUAACACCGCCGUCAUCGGUGCCGUCAUGGCCGGUGUCGUUGCCGUUAUCUGGAAGAUCAGCGCCGAGAAGGAGGUGCGCUACGUGAUGCCUCAGGAGGGCCGGUUCUUCCCCAGCAGAUACUGGUCGAAGCAAUUGAUCGAGUACGACAGAGAACAGGCCGCGAGGAAGGCCAAGGAUACGACGCAGGCGGAGGCGAUUCAGAACUCAUAA
This is a messenger RNA of Colletotrichum fioriniae, 297 nucleotides long. RefSeq lists its product as uncharacterized. The record is from RefSeq and is a predicted model, not a curated record. Lineage: Eukaryota; Fungi; Ascomycota; Sordariomycetes; Glomerellales; Glomerellaceae.